This is a messenger RNA of Seriola dumerili (greater amberjack), 3821 nucleotides long. RefSeq names its product sal-like protein 3 (gene sall3b). Bases 1 to 3786 code for a protein of 1261 amino acids. Gene Ontology annotation, molecular function: DNA-binding transcription factor activity, RNA polymerase II-specific; RNA polymerase II cis-regulatory region sequence-specific DNA binding. Lineage: Eukaryota; Metazoa; Chordata; Actinopteri; Carangiformes; Carangidae. The record is from RefSeq and is a predicted model, not a curated record. Gene Ontology annotation, biological process: regulation of transcription by RNA polymerase II. Gene Ontology annotation, cellular component: nucleus. The transcript is spliced from 4 exons.
AUGUCCCGCCGCAAGCAAGCCAAGCCGCAGCACCUCAUGUCCGACGAGGGAGCCGCACACACCGGACUACUCUGCAGUGAAGGUAGGUGUCCCGGAGAGGCGACCAGUGGAUGCUGCCACAGUGAGGAAACACACAUCUGUGACAAGUGCUGCGCAGAGUUCUUCACUUGGACUGAACUGAAUGAACAUCAGAAGGUCUGCACCGAGGAUCCCUUGGUGCUGAUAGUUAAGGACAAUGAAGGGAUGCCUGUUCCUGAGGAGUCUCCUGUGGGACCCUCUCCGGUUCCCAGCCUUGUGUCCAGUGACUCAUCCGCAGCCGAGUCCGCAGACGCCUGCUUUGAGCUGGGAGAGCCGCUGGUGAACGACAAUGACAGUGUGGAUAAUUUAGAGGACGGCCGGGAGCAGGACGAAGCCAUGGAGCUUCAGGACAAAUACACCACAACCUCCAGCCCUCAGCCUUCAGACUCAGCUGAGUCCACUUCCCCGCAGAUGUCAGCAGCUGGCAGCUACGGCAUGCCGAGUACAAAUGUGACGCUGGAGAUCCUUCACAGCACCAGAGUCGCUGUGGCCCAGUUCUCCCAGGGGAUCAACAGCAGUGGCGCAGGAGGGAAGGCGGCUUCAGCAGCCAUCCCUGUGAUCCUGGAGCACCUGCUGGCUCUGCAGCAACAACAGGUCCACCAGCUGCAGCUCAUUGAGCAGAUCUGCAGCCAGGUAGCCAUCAUGAACAGACAACCAACACAAGCUGCGUUAAACCCGGUCUCCAGAUCCCUGUCUCUGGCACCUAACCCCUUCCCCUCCCAAGGCAUCGUCCCUCCUCCCAUCCUGCCACUGUCAGGGACGAUGCCAUCCACUGUUAAUGGACAGGCUGCUGUUUCUUUGUCGUCUGUGCUUGAAAAGUCACAAAAUAUCCCGUCACAGACUGUAUGUGGGAAGUCCAACUUUAGAGACGUUACAUGUACCUCAGCUCCCCCAGAAAAUUCAGCUCCAUCUCUGUCCAGCAGCAGCAACAGCAGCAGCAUCUCCACGUUACUUCCUCCUUACACAGGCUCACACACCAGCAGCAUUAGCUGCACUCAAACACUGAGCUCCUCCAGCUCGCUGUCCCUGGGGCAGAGUGGCCUCCUCAGCUCAUCCUCCAGCCUGCCAUUUCUACCUCAGAGCCCCCCCAGCAGCGUCAUUUUCCCCAAUCCCUUGGCUAGCAUCGCUGCCACAGCUAAUGCACUUGACCCUCUCGCAGCCCUGAUGAAGCACAGGAAAGGGAAACUGCCUAACGUGUCCUUGUUUGAAACGAAGCCCAGCCCAGAGGAACCCUUCUUCAAACAUAAAUGCAGGUUCUGUGCCAAAGUGUUUGGCAGCGACAGCGCUCUGCAGAUCCACCUGCGCUCCCAUACAGGAGAGCGCCCCUUCAAAUGCAACAUCUGUGGCAAUCGCUUCUCCACGAAAGGGAACUUAAAGGUGCACUUCCAGAGGCAUAAAGAGAAGUAUCCUCAUGUUCAGAUGAACCCCUACCCAGUGCCAGAAUAUCUAGACAAUGUGCCAACAAAUUCUGGGAUUCCCUAUGGAAUGUCCAUCCCUCCAGAAAAACCAGUCUCCUCGUGGCUGGACAGCAAACCCGUUGUAGCAACUCUGCCAGCCACCAUGGGUCUUCCAUUUUCCUCCACUGUUACCAGUAUCGGAGGCUCAAAUGACCCUGUAAGUGUAACACCAUCCGUUAAGUCGCCCUACCAGGCAGCUCCUGGUGAAUGUAUAUCUUUGUCACCUAACCACAGAGGCAGUGAGGCUCAUUUCUCUCCUGUUUCAGAGUCUCCUCAGUCAAACCGUGAGACAGAAGCAUCCAAUAUACUGAAAACAGAGGGAGUACACCUGCCCCAAAGCUGCACCCUGAGACUGAGAGCCAACCCGGUAACAGAAGCAACCAGCACUACGAUCCCAUCUGUGGCCACCACGCCUGAACCUGUCACCUCAGCUUCCCCCGUCCCCAACUCUCCAACCCUCUUGUUCAACUCAGACGAAACUAAAUUCCCAUCUGGCGGCCUCCUGGAUUCUAUGCAAACCUCUGAAACCUCAAAGCUUCAGCAGCUGGUGGAGAAUAUCGACAAAAAGAUCACAGACCCCAACCAGUGCGUCCUCUGUCACCGCGUCCUCAGCUGUCAGAGCGCGCUGAAGAUGCACUACCGCAUUCACACUGGGGAGAGGCCCUUUAAAUGCAAAGUGUGUGGCAGGGCUUUCACCACCAAAGGCAACCUGAAGACACACAUCGGCGUUCACAGGGAGAAUCCCCCGGUUCAGGUGCAACACUCGUGUCCUAUUUGCCAGAAGAAGUUCACCAACGCUGUUGUUCUUCAGCAGCACAUCCGUAUGCACAUGGUGGGGCAGAUUCCAGACUCGGCCCUGGUGGACGGGCUGCAGGAGAUGGACAGCGACAUCUCCAUAAACGGGAAGAGCUUUGACAGUCUCAGCAGCAAUGGCAAUGACUUGAUUGAUGAUAUUUCAAUGGAGGAUGAUAAUGAGGAAGAGGAGGAGGAGGUAGAAAAUAUGGAGGAAGGUGUGAGUCCCUCUAAACCCUUGAUCUCUGCUUGUAAUUCUCCUCCUAAGCCCUUCACCAUUGUUUCAAGUUUAGCAGCUCUGGAGAACCAAAUGAAGAUGGUAGACUCCACUGUAAAUCUAAACCACUGUUUCGGCUUAAAACCCCUAACAAACGGCUUCAAUGACAGCAGCCAACUCAAUAUUAAAUGCGCUUUAUCAGAGAAAAUGGUGGAGAAUUCCAGUGUAAACAGCCCAAAUGUGUCAGAAUCCUCCUGUUCACCUCAUGCAUCUGCAUCUCCGAUUCAAAGCAACUCAGAAGGCGUGACGAUCAAAUCACCUGCAGUGAACCACAGCAUGCCAGAAUCUCAAGAGCCUUUGGCAACCUCAGUGAAGAGAGAGCAAUCUGAGUCUCCUACCUCUGCAUCGGCAGCUGCAGCAGCGCAGGAGCGGAGAGGAAUACAACCCAGUAAACUGUGUGUGAAAGAGGAGGCUACUUACAGUAUGUCCUUCCAGCUGAGCAGAGACAGAGGUCAAAACAUUCCAAGCAUGGUUACCAGCACAUCAUCAGGCCUCAUAAAAACCGAGCUGAGCAGUCACAGUCAACCAAACAACCUAAGCGAAGGUCAGCACCCACCGUUUAGUGUCCACAUCCCUCCGGCUUACCCGUCAGUCAGCAGCCCGGGCAUGACCUCCCUGCUCGGCCCCGCGCCCCCUCGACGGACGCCGAAGCAGCACAACUGCAACGUCUGCGGGAAGAACUUCUCGUCGGCCAGCGCUCUACAGAUCCAUGAGCGCACACACACCGGGGAGAAACCGUUUGUCUGCUCCAUCUGCGGCAGAGCUUUCACCACAAAAGGCAAUCUGAAGGUUCAUAUGGGAACUCACAUGUGGAACAACGCACCAGCCAGGAGAGGCAGGCGGCUGUCGGUGGAGAACCCCAUGGCCUUACUGGGUGGAGAGGCCAUGAAGUUUGGGGAGAUGUUUCAGAAGGACCUGGCAGCUCGAGCCAUGAAUGUAGACCCUGGCUUUUGGAACCGCUACGCAACAGCCAUCACCAACAGCCUGGCCAUGAAAAACAACGAGAUCUCAGUGAUUCAGAACAGAGGCAUCUCUCAGCUUCACCCUCUGACUGCAGGCAUGGACAGAGUGAGCACCACAGGAAGUCCAAUCACCAGUAUAACCAAGACAGGCAUGGACCUGGGAAAUAACAGACAUUUUUCUAUGCUGAUUGAUGACAGCAAAGAAAUUGGAAUCAAUUGAAUAAAGCUGAAUGGUGAUGAAAUACUUAUGCAAAC